AAUUUACAUUCUUGUUUUGACGCCUUUUUGACGCUGUUAAAAUCUCCUGUGUAUGCAUGAACUUAUAAUUUCGUUUUUGAAAACGUUUUCUGGUUUUCAAGAGCCGAUUUAAGUUUAUUGUUUCAACCAUGAAGCGAAGUCCGUCCAGGCCAAGUAAAACUCGUAACGUCAUUCUUGGGAUAUCUUCUGGUAUUCAUUUAACCUCUGGUCUUGCAGUUAUCAUCUUUCAAAUUAUGCUAAUCUAUGCUAAUUCGCUAUACCACGACAUUGGAGGAGGGCUAUGGGCAGGACCAGUUUUCUUCAUUCAAGGAGUCCUUGGAUUCAUUUGCUUGUGUGAUGUAUUAAUGUGCAGUGUGGUAUCAUUUUUAGUGUCGUCUGUCAUUGGAGCUCUGCUAACUGUUGCAUUAGCAGCUAUUGCCGCUGUAGAUUUAGGCUCUAUCUCUAAAUGUCCCAAAGAGGACUUCAGAACCUCACCAUUUUAUCCAGGAUAUUGCAACCCUCACAAUGCUCCAAGGAUUGUUCAAGCUUCUUGGGGAAUUAUAAUAACAUCUUGUAUUCAGCUGAUAGCUUCAGCCUGUUCCAUCUAUAUUUGCAUGAGAAUAAUAUAUAGCAGUGAUUCCUCACCGACACCAGCGAUGUCGAAUCCUUAUUUGUACGAUGAAAUUCCGUCCCCCAGCCAAACAAGAUUUCGUGGGUCCUUGCAGUCUGCACAAGAAAAGGUUCAAACAUUCCGUAGCAAAUCUACUUACAGUCUAAAUUCAACUCUUCCGGUGAGGAGGAGUAAAUCGGUUGAUCGUUUUUCAGAUGACAACGAUUCGUUUUCCGAUCAAAAUAUGAUCAUGUAUUCUACCAAUUCGGUAAAUGUGGUCCCCAGUGGAGCCCGAUACAAAAAACCGUCUGCGAAAGUAUCGAACGCGAAUUCGAUGUAUAGCGUUAUGUACCCUUCUGGUCGUCCACUUCGCGUCGCACCUCGACCUCCCUCGACUCGUUCACUGAAUCUAAACGGCGAGUUACCCGGAUAUAUGAAACACACCGCUGUUUAACUAGAUUAUGAAGCUGAACUAAAUGUCGAUAGAGAGAGGAAACUUGCUACUUUAGGCUUACUUGACCGUCAAAUGUAUGAACCGUCGUUAUAACCUGCUAGUCGCGAUGAAAAAUUCCGUUUCGCUUAUUUACAUCAACACUCAUUUUGCAAUUCUCGUUCGUCAUUUCGUGUUGAAUUCGCGAGUGUUGCUUUUCAUGCCAUCCAACAAUCAUCUUGUAUAUUAGGAACGCUGAGGCCCUAUACUUAAUUUGUGCUCAUCUAUUUUGUGACGGGAUGUGGGAUGGGGGGGGUGGGAUGGGAUUCAACAAGUGCCUGCGGAAUUUUUUUUUAUUUCAGUGACUGGUCUCAUCGUUUGUCCACUUUUUUUAUACAUCAAUUUUAAUGACAUCAACUGUAGUUUUAUUACCGAAAACUUAAUAAGACACGCAGAUCAUCGGUAUAAGGCCGAUCAAGAAGGAAAAUAAAAAACAUUUUAGCUAGGUUUACGAAGUUCUUGCCUCUGUCGCUAGGAGCCAGUACCAGUAUUGUAGUAGCCUACCGUUUACAUAGGCAAUUCGUUUUGCUUCUUUUAUGCUACCCUUUUGGGAGAAGGAGUCUAAGCUAUCAACCAGAGUUUAGUUCAGUAACUGCAGUUUGCGUCACAGUCCCGCACACAGCGAAAAUAUUGUUAGAUUUGAACUUCCACCUAAAGGCGAACACGGUUUCACUGCGAUAAUUUACGUAGUGUUUACUAGAUGGCGGGAAAAGUAGAACAUCCAAGCACUUGGGUAAGAACCCUUGACAAAGAAACUGAAUCGCCCGUUGAUGGAAUCAUUAUUGGCAAGAUUCCAGAAUGGUUACAAGGUUCAUUAAUGCGCAAUGGAAGCGGGAUAUUUGAAAUCGGAGAAACGAAGAUGGAUCAUUUGUUCGAUGGAUUGUCAGUAAUUAACCGCUUCGCCAUUGAUGGCCAAGGCGAAGGAAAAGCAACUUACCAAAAUUGUAUCCUCAAAAGUGAUACAUAUAAAGAUUCGAAAGCUGCUAAUCGACUGACUGUGCAUCAGUUUGGUACCUUUGCGUAUCCUGAUCCUUGCAAAUCUCUUUUGGGAAAGUUUACGGCACGCUUCGAGCCUGUUACCAAAACUGAACGAACAGAUAACUGCUCUGUUAAUCUCUGUUAUUUUGGGGAUAAACUAUACGCUCUGACUGAAUCUCCCUUUAUACGCCAAAUUGAUUCAGAAACUCUCGAUAUCAUCGGCGAAAAAUGCGAUAUAAGUAAACUUGUAGCUGUCAAUCAUGCUACUGCACAUCCUCACGUGAAUAAAGAUGGAACCGUUUAUAAUAUGGGGAAUUCCGUUGGAUCAAAAGGACCCGCUUAUAAUGUGAUUGAAUUUCCCGCAGGGGAUGGAGCAUUUUGUAGACCAAAAAUUGUUGCUACCUUUCCGUCACGUUGGAAGAUGAGUCAUUCCUACUACCAUAGUUUUGGCAUUACAGAAAACUACUUUGUUUUUAUUGAAUAUCCGCUGAUUGCAAAUACUGCAAAACUUCUAACACUGAACUUACGACAGAAAGCAUUUGAUUCAUCGUUGGACUGGUCACCGACAGAACACACUCGAAUCAUUCUUUGCGAGAGAAAAACUGGUGAACUAGUCGAAACUGUUUACGAAACUCCACCAUUUUUCUCCUUUCAUAUUGGAAACUGUUACGAGAAAGACGGUUAUCUCGUUAUGGAUCUUUCACACUGCAAGGAUGACACAGUUAUGUCUGGUUUGAGUGUGAAAAGCUUGCGCGAAAAUAAGGGUGAUUUUACCAAUACAUAUUACACUCGUUUCGUACUACCAUUAGCGGGAAUUGAGCCUCCUGUAGACAAGAAUUUUCAGAAACGUGAAAAUUUAAUAAAAUUAGAAGGAUCAAAAUGCAUUUCUUACUGGAUAUCAGACAAGAUAAUAUUUUGUGAACCUGAUCGUUUGUCAGAUCUAAGUUUGGAACUUCCACGAAUAAAUUACUCUCGAAAUGGAUUAGAGUAUCGAUUUGCUUAUGGAAUCUCGCAAACGGACGGUUACGCCGAAUCAGAAAAGAUCUUGAAACUUGAUGUGAAUUCCAGAGAUGUUAAAAUAUGGGCAAAAACUGAAUUCAGUCCAUCUGAACCUGUUUACGUUUCACGCCCUGGAUCGACAGAUGAAGAUGACGGAGUUAUCUUGUUUUCUGCAGUACAUCAAGUUGAUGUUAAGAAAGUUUUACUUGUGAUUUUAAAUGCAGCUACCUUUGAAGAAGAAGCUGUCGUAGAGUAUGUUGCUUCUGGAGUAGUGACGAAAGAUUUUCAUGGCCUUUUCUCUCGAACUGGCGAUGCAUUGCAUGGUUACUGAUAUGAAAUGAACUCUUAUUAAACACAAGGGAAUUUUUCUCCCAAAUUAUGUACUCUCUAAUCAAACUAAGGUAUUUCAAUUUUGUGGGCUUUUAAAUUCCAAAGAAAAAAUGCUUGUAACUAUUGAUUCCACUUAAAUUACAAAGAAAUGCAAAUACAAUAUCUAAAUACUU
Messenger RNA from Daphnia pulicaria, 3559 nucleotides. RefSeq names its product carotenoid isomerooxygenase-like. Gene Ontology annotation, molecular function: carotenoid dioxygenase activity; beta-carotene 15,15'-dioxygenase activity. Gene Ontology annotation, biological process: carotene catabolic process; retinal metabolic process. The record is from RefSeq and is a predicted model, not a curated record. The transcript is spliced from 16 exons. The coding region runs from base 1780 to 3387 and encodes 535 amino acids. NCBI's taxonomy places the organism in Eukaryota, Metazoa, Arthropoda, Branchiopoda, Diplostraca, Daphniidae.